CAUUUAGUUUUCAUGGCUAGUGGCUGAGGGUAGCUAUAGCUUAGAGAUUUCCUUAAGCAUUUUGCUCAUCAUACUAAGAAUAAAAUUUCGGAAUGCAUUCCCCCCUCCAAAUGUUUUUUCUUUUGCAAAAAACCCCCAAAAUGCUUGGUGGGGUGUGAUGGGGACAAGGGCCAUUUCUAGGGUCCCCCCCCCCACCGUCACAUUUUUAGAUCUGGCCAAUAGGAGUUUAUCUAAAAGAGUUACCUAAGGUUGUUGCCAUGUCUGUUGGGUUUCCAUUGAUGUGCUCAAGGACGUGUCUGACAAAACCCACCCUUGCAUAAGAGAAUUGCAACAGUUCAGCACAAAAUAAUAGUAAAAUAACUGUCAUCCUAUGGGAGAUGAUUCUUGAUGGAAAUAUGGAGGGCUGGAUUUGGCAACUGUCAGUUAAAGAUAUUUCAGGGAUGGCAACAGUUAUGGAAUUAUGCAGUGUGUGGAGAAACACUUCAUUUUGGUAGCCCCAAAACUUUCUGCCAAUUGGCUUAUUUAAAUUACUACGACUUAAGAGGGAAAUUCUCAGCAGAGGUGGGGAUCUAUUAUUGUAUUGAGAAGGCAGAGUUGAAUUGUCUCCACUCUCCAGCCUCCUGAAGGGAUCUUUUCCACUUUCUCCAAUAUGUACUUGGUGUGCUGCAUAGCUUUCUGAGACUGCAACUGAGAGCUGUUUGAGAUGUAGAGGGAAGACCCUGGCUUGCCUUCUAAGGGUGGGAUGGAUCUCCCUGAACAUAAGGCUGGGCUCAGCUCUGCAGAGACAGGUGAGGAUGAGCCCUGUUCUGCAUUGGAUGAGCAAGGGGAGCUACCUGAUGUCCCAGUCAAUGGACCCAUAAUUGAGGCAGAUGCCAAAGCGGAUAUGAAGGAGGAAUCAAGUGAAAAGAACCUGUCUGACUCAGCCUCAACUGAUAACACCUUGGAGGACUCCAGCGAGUUUAACCGACCUAUGGUGAUGGGCGAUGGGCCACCUGGAGAGGAGGAAGUAGCACAGCUGUGCCCGGCUACACACCGGGAUGAGGAUGUGACAGCUGACAGUUGGCGGGCACACAGGAAACAUGUCUUUGUUUUAAGUGAAGCUGGCAAACCCAUUUACUCGCGCUAUGGCAACGAAGAAGCCCUCAGCUCCACCAUGGGUGUUAUGAUGGCACUUGUAUCAUUCAUCCAGAGUGGGGAUAAUUCCAUCCGUUCCAUUUAUUCUGAUGAUCACAAACUGGUUUUUGUGCAGCAGGGCCCGCUGGUGCUGGUGUCCGUGUCGCGCACCUUACAGUCAGAGCAGCAGUUGCAGCAGGAGCUUUUGUAUGUCUACUAUCAGAUUAUCAGCAUGCUCACAGAGGCCAGCAUCACCCGCAUCUUUGAGCGGAAAAAGAACUAUGACCUCCGACGCCUGCUGACCGGCUCAGAGAAGAUCCUCAACCGCCUGCUGAACCUGGUGGAGUCGGACCCUUGCUUCCUGCUUGGUGCUGUGCGCUGCCUGCCCCUCCAAGCCUCCCUGCGGGAUUCCCUGGGUACUUUGCUCCAGAAGGCCAUCACGCCCAAUCUGGUCUUCUCCAUUCUGGUGGCCCGCAGUCAGCUGGUCACCACAGUGCAGGAGAAAACAGUGAUUGAAGACUGCCGUUUAGAACCCACUGACUUGCAUCUAUUGCUCAACCUCAUUGGGGCAACCUCUGCAUUCCAAACAGGGGAGAUUUGGACGCCUAUUUGCUUGCCACGCUUCAACCCAGAUUGUUACUUUUAUGCUUAUAUUUCCUACUUGGAUGCAGAAUGUACUGUCUGCCUCAUUCUUCUCUCCACGGACAAGGAGUCUUUCUAUUCUGUCUCGGACUGCAAGAAACGCAUUGAGGAGGGCAUGAGGACUCAGAACUACCUGCAGGCACUCUCAAGCGGCCUGAGAAGCCCUUCCUAUAGUGUGGGGCUGGUGGGUGUGCCAGACCUCCGGCACUUUAUGUACAAGCCUCUGGAUAUACCUGAUAACUACCGGCAGCUUCCCCAGUUCACCAGCCCAGAACUGGAGGGGCCUUACUGCAAUGAGAAUGAACGGCACCGACUCUUUGACCUCUAUCACUACCUUCACAGUCGUAUCCACAGUACCUCACGCCCUCUGCGUCUCAUCUACCAUGUAGCUGAAAAGGAAACCCUCUUGGCUUGGGUCACAAGUAAGUUUGAACUGUAUACCUGCUUCAGUCCUUUGGUGACCAAAGCUGGUGCCAUCAAUGUCCUGACUAAGCUGCUGCGCUGGAUAAAGAAGGAAGAAGACCGGCUCUUCAUUCGUUACCCACCCAAAUAUUCCACCACACCCAAUCCUAGUAAAGGAAGCAAGGGGUCCCGGACUGAUGGUGCUGAGAAUGGCUUCUUUGGAGGUCUCUAAAGCCUAGGACUUUAAUACUGAACUGUACCCUGUGUGCACCUCCUUACAGACAAGGAACUUCUCUGGGUGGUUUUGUUCUUCACAAGGUGAUCAGGGUCUGUGUGGGUAUGAAAAACAUUGCAAUUUUCAGGCUAAGCUGUCCCUUUGGUGAUUCAUUCAUAUAGUUUUAGCCUGCUUUUUAGAAGUUUUAUAUUACUUGUGAUCUUUGGCACCAUGCCUGCAGAAAGGGAUUGAGUCCGGACACAGACUGUCUGGUAGACUGGAGAUUACUAAGGAAUUGUGGCUCUUGUAUUCUGGGAAAGUGGCAUAUAAUUGGAAUAUGGGGGAUUUCAUAUAUUCCUGCUUAAAUAUAGUUUCUGCCUAUUCUGGAGUCCAGCAGGUUAGAAUUAUCAGUGGGUAGGUGCUCACACCAUGGAUAUUAUCACUGGGGGUGGGGGUAGGAUUGCAUUCCUUAUCACAUUGUUUCUUUUCCUCCUAAGAGGGCAUGAUGGCCACUUCCAUGCUUUUGGACAAAAGUCAGGAGGUAGGGAGUCUGGCUUGCUCUGUUUCUCUAAGAGUAGGUUCAAAUUUGCAACAAAUAUGGUCUUGGUAAUCUCUGAAAAUACUUGCCCUUCAAUAACCUACUUGAUUGUCCAUAGUUGCUAUCUUUUGAGAAUAGCUGUCCAGGAUCUAAUCUAGUCGGUGCUAGAGGUUUAUAAAGAGCCUAUUACUUUCAGACAACACGUAACCUAGAGAGAUAGAUGAAUGCUUCCUGCAGAGGUAGCUGACUUGAAUCAGGCUUAUGCCGAUUUGAGAGACUGCAAGUGAAGAGGCCCAGUUCCAAAGAUUCUUCUAUCCUGGGACAAUUGAAAUAUUUUAUUAGAACAUCCUUGUUCUUUGGGCUAUAAUUGCCUAAUGAAUUAGAGAAGCAGCUUCAGUCAGCCCUUUGGCCUGACACUAAAGGAUAAAGUUAUGUUGAAGGGUAUUUUACAGUCCUGGUAUGUUAAUUGAUGUCUAUAUGAUGACUCAGUUUGUACUGUGUAAUUAUGAUGGAUUAUUGACAUUCUUUUUAAUGUAUUAUGUUGGAACCUAAAUGGCUUUGAAAAAUUGUCUCACUGUCCAUAAUUCCCCCCCCCCGCCUUUGCCCCGUCUUCUUUUAAAAAAUUAAACUCCAUCUUAGAUUGAAACAGGAGCUGGCAAAAGUUCAGAGAUGGAGAAUCUUUGUUUUUAGCUGAAUAACACGCUGCUCCUAUAAGAGUUCUACUACUAUUUUUGUGCAGGGAUAACACCAGCCCUUCCCCCAAUAAAUCUGUUUCUGUGUGUAUGUUUUUUUAAAAAAGGCAAUAGGAAAGAACAAUUGGACCUGUCUAAACAGCCUCCUGAGGCUUGAUACUGACAAAUAGCUAUUUUUACAUCCUUGUCAACUCCCAGAUUUUGUCUGGAUGUACCACCAGUUGUGACAACUCCGCUUCUCAGAAGGAGACACUGAACAUCUCAUUUUCUUGCAAUUAACAGUUGCAUCUUUGCCCUUCCUGAGCAGGUGCUGUUCUGCUGUGCAAAUACGUGCCCUGUAUGAAUUUGCUACUCCUCCAGUGGGUCUGUUCUGUUUCCUGGUCCUUCCUGAUUGCUUAAAAAAAAGUAUUAUUUUUGUCCAAAGGGGAAUAUGAGGGAGCAUCUGUUCUCCAGUGGGCCAUCUUGGCACCCUGUUAUUUCUCAUGAUGUGGUGGGGAGUGGUAAGUCUUAAUUUAACCUGGGAUGCUUUUGUUAAGUGUACUGAUUGUGACCAGUUUUGAUGUAGGCUGAGCACUGAACUGGAUUCUACCCUCAUUGCCAAUACUGCAGUGACUGGAGAAACUAUGCUAUUUUGCAGGGUGUAUCUGUUGCGAUUGGAUUCCUCCUGGUGCAUGCUAUGCUUCUUGCUCAGCUUGCUUUCGGCUAGCAUGUUUUCUUGCCCUGGUAAAAGAACAGCAGUGAUCCCAUGCAUAAUGUGGCUUAAUGACAAUGAGGGUUUAUAUUGCUGACUGAACUGUUGUACCGAGAACUGGAAGCAUCUUAUUAAAAACAAACACAAGUCAUUUUAAAAUCAA
This is a messenger RNA of Podarcis raffonei (Aeolian wall lizard), 4455 nucleotides long. Its product is annotated as vacuolar fusion protein MON1 homolog B-like. The transcript has 6 exons. The record is from RefSeq and is a predicted model, not a curated record. The coding region runs from base 743 to 2389 and encodes 548 amino acids. Gene Ontology annotation, biological process: protein targeting to vacuole; vesicle-mediated transport. NCBI's taxonomy places the organism in Eukaryota, Metazoa, Chordata, Lepidosauria, Squamata, Lacertidae.